This is a messenger RNA of Sitodiplosis mosellana (orange wheat blossom midge), 1004 nucleotides long. RefSeq lists its product as uncharacterized. Lineage: Eukaryota; Metazoa; Arthropoda; Insecta; Diptera; Cecidomyiidae. Bases 132 to 1004 code for a protein of 290 amino acids. Gene Ontology annotation, molecular function: protein binding. The record is from RefSeq and is a predicted model, not a curated record. The transcript is spliced from 2 exons.
AAAGAAUACUUGCUCACUCUCGUCAUACAAUUUGAAUAAGCCUCAAUAUUAAUUCCAUUUGCGUUGGACAGAAUUAUUUCUUGUUAAUUCAAAUUUCAUUAAAAUCAAGAUCAACAUUGAGCCAACGAAAUAUGGAGAAAGAACAAACAGUGGGGACUCAAUCAAAGAAACCCGUUUGGAUCGAUCUCAAUCCGGUGGAAAUUUUGGAAUGCAUUUUCCGGUAUGUUGAAGACAGUGAAUUAAUGCGGCUAAAGGACGUCACUGAUCGAUUCGAAUCCGUUGUCAAGACUACAUUCAAGGAAAGGUAUAAAACGAAGAACUUCAAAGUGUGCAACGAGCAGCGUGUGUAUUGUGAAGAAUUGAUUGCAUUCAUUGGGGUAGACAUAAUGGGAAUUGAGGCGAAAAAUUUGUUUGAUAUUGAUCAAAAUCAUUGGUUGAUUCAGCUAUUGAAUCAACAUUCUAUCGAACUUGGUCGGAUCAUAUUCGAUUGCUGUAGCUUCAAUGACAUAGCUGAUGCUCUAGAACAACAAUUGGAUGUGACUCAAAUUGCAUUCCGACACUACCAAGACAAUAUGGCAUUGCCGGAAUUUCGCAAUUUAACCAGCUUGGAAAUUGAUGGAACCGGAAUCUCAAACUAUCCACAAAUCGACCGAAACAAUCCACAGCUUCAACGGUUGUACAUCCAAAGAGGCACAGUUUCACCAGCGCUAGUUAUCGAGUCUGUUGGUCAGCAUUGCAAUCGUUUGGAAGAGCUGCAUGUGAUGAAUUAUCGUGAAGACUUAGUUGGAUCGACAGAUGUGUCAACGGUGGCAACGGAACGGUUGAAUAGUCUUGGUACAACAAUUGGCAACAAUUUAGUCGAAGUAAUGAAAGAGUUCAGCGCAGGAUGCAAAAAUCUCAAGAAUUUGACGCUUAAACACAAUGAAAGGAGUUUGAACGAGAAGUUGGUCAGGACGAUUGGUUCAUUUUCAAACAUCGCAGCACUAACUGAUGACACAUGGUAG